GUCUGGUCAACAACUCAGCUGUUGAAGGGAGAACAGAGGAAAAUAGAAAAACGCACGACAACGGUCCCUUUAAGGGAGCUACUGCGAGUUAACUGGGUAUUCAAUUUCUAAUUUGACAUAUAUGAGGGAAUUCGCGCAGUAUUCAUUGUAUAAAAAAUAAAUACUUGUGGGGAAAUAUAACAAAAAACAGGACGUAAGCGUAAGGAGGGGAGCGAGAAGAAAAUGGAGUUGGAGGAUGGAGUUGUAUACCAGGACGACCCGGGGACGUCUGCGAUGAUGUCGGAGCGGGUGUCCGGCCUGGCCAGCUCCAUCUACCGUGAGUUCGAGAGGCUGAUCGGGAAGUACGACGAGGACGUGGUGAAGGAGCUGAUGCCGCUCGUCGUGGCCGUGCUGGAGAAUCUGGACUCCGUGUUCGCGGAGAACCAGGAGCACGAAGUCGAGCUAGAGUUGUUAAAGGAGGACAACGAGCAGCUCAUAACCCAGUACGAGAGGGAGAAGGCGCUGAGGAAGCACGCAGAGGAGAAGUUCAUAGAGUUUGAAGACUCUCAGGAGCAGGAGAAGAAGGAGCUGCAGGGCCAUAUGGAGACGCUACAGUCACAUGCACGGCAGCUGGAGCUCCGCACCAAGAACUAUGCUGACCAGAUUGGCAGGUUGGAGGAACGAGAGGCGGAGCUCAAGAAGGAGUUCAACUCACUUCAUCAGAGACACACAGAGAUGAUUCACACCUACAUGGAGCUCUUGGAGCGCACUAAACUACAGCAGCUGACCGGAGGAGAUGCAUCUGAGACAGGGACUCUGGGAAGAGUGCGGAAGGAGAGGCCUCUGUCCUUGGGGAUUUUCCCACUGUCAACAGGGGGUGCUGUUCUCACUCCUGAACCCCAAAGGAAGGCGGAGACUUCGGGGACAGACACUUGGAAGUGCAACGACCUCAGCCAACCACGCGCUGGCACUUGCCUCAAGCAGCCAGAGGCUGAGGACGCGCUUAAGAGGGAAGACAGUAAGAGCUCACGGGACACCUGGGAGAACUCCCUGGCAGAUGAGAGCAAGGAUGAACUCUCUGACGCCAGCCAGGGUGGUUCCAAGCUGGCCACGCCCAUGUCCACCUCGGACACCCCCCAAAAAGAGGAGACUAAGGGGCUGAACAUAAACCUGAACAUCAGCAGUAAGAACAUUGAGGUCCAGGUCGCUCCUGGUACCAGGUCAGUGUCAGUAGGUUUAGCAGAAAAUGAAAAGUCGGAGGUGCAGGACAUCAUUGAGUCCACUCCAGAGCUUGACAUGGAUAUGAAAGGUUACAAAGGAACGAGUUCUCCAACUAAAGGCAUUGAAAACAUGGCAUUUGACCGGAACACAGAGUCUCUCUUUGAGGAGCUGUCCUCCGCUGGAACAGACCUCAUAGGGGUCGUUGAUGAGGGGGCGGAUCUUCUGGGUAUGGGCCGCGAGGUGGAGAAUCUGAUCCAGGAGAACACACAGCUGCUGGAGACCAAGAAUGCCCUGAACGUGGUGAAGAAUGACCUGAUUGCCCGCAUAGACGAGCUGGUGUGCGAGAGGGAGGUGCUGCAGGGUGAGUUGGACUCCGUGAAGCAGGCCAAGGCCCGGGUGGAGGAGAAGAACCGCGAGCUGGAGGAGGAGCUAAAGAAGGUGCGUGCAGAAGUGGAGGAGGUGAAACAGAAGUCUAAAGAGGAUGAAGAUGGUGACGUGCCCACAGCCCAGAGGAAGCGCUUCACAAGGGUGGAGAUGGCCCGGGUUCUGAUGGAGCGGAACCAGUACAAAGAGAGGCUGAUGGAACUGCAGGAAGCUGUUCGCUGGACUGAGAUGAUCCGAGCUUCGAGGGAGUCCAGCCUGACAGAGAAGAAGAAAUCCAGCAUCUGGCAAUUCUUCAGCAGGCUUUUCAGCUCCUCCUCCAGCAACGCUGUCAAGAAACCAGAGCCCUUUAACGUUAAGCUGGGUGCUUCCACCUCCUACUCUGGCUCCUCGGGGAUGAAAAGAAGCAAAACACUGUCCGAGCUCCCUGGCGAUAAGUCCAAUGUGUUCGACUUCCUUGAGGAAGACCCAAGCACGCCGGCGUCUCGCCGGGACCAGAAGAGGGCCCAGCACCGGCAGGUGAAGCCACAGGUGCAGAAGCAGGAUGGCCGGGUGCAGGCCCACGGCUGGAGCGUGCCACAGAAACACAAAAUGGCCAAUGGCAGCCAGGCAGAGACGAGGAUGAAAAGCCUGCCUGUCCCCGUGUACCUGAGGCCCCUGGAGGAGAAAGACUCAACGAUGAAGGUGUGUUGCGCUGCAGGGGUUGACCUCUCUGGUGGGGGGGCUCGCGAUGGAGCGGGUGUCUCCGGUAGCGACAUCGGCGGAAAGGAUGGCCAGGGGCAGAGGAGAGACUCACGUGGCAGUCUGGACCAGGAGCAGGAUCCCAAGGAGUGGGACACAGAGCUGUCUGAGGGGCUGUCCAGCCUGGUGUGGAUCUGCUCCAGCUCCCACAGUGAUGCCAAGGUGACAGUGUUGGAUGCCAAGCAGCCCACCCAUGUGCUGGAGAGCUUCCCCUUCUGCAGCCCCCACAUCCUGUGUGUCUGCAGUGUCCCAGGUGCCCAGGAGACAGACUACCCCAUCGGGGAGGAGGUGCCUCCUCAGAUCCACGAUGACAGCACUGCUGUGACGGGCAGCGAUGGCAUGCUGGGUAACAUCAUGGCUGUGGGCUGCACUGCGGAGGGGGCAGAGGGGCUGAUAGCCGUCCCUCAGAUAGGCAUUGCGGCCACUAGCACCCUCCUCUCUGAGCCCAGCCCGCAUGCAGGUACAGGAGGGCCGUCACAGGAGCCCCGCCUCUCAGAAGAGGAAGUCCCUGCUGCAGAGGAGGCAACCGAGGCCACAGAGGCCAACGCCGGGUUGGGAGAGGAGGGGGAAGGACUGGAUGGUGGCCGGCCGAUUGUCUUUACAGAGCAUGUGUUCACUGAUCCACUAGGGGCUCAGAGCACAACAGAUGCCCUACCUGGCCAGCACCCUCAAAGGGGGUCAGAGCUGCCUGGGAGCGGGGAGGCGUCCAUUGCCGGGGACGGGGCGUCUCAGAGGAUGAGCAGCGCACUUCCCACCAUGUGGCUUGGGACCCAGAACGGAUGUCUGUAUGUCCAUUCGUCUGUUUCCCAGUGGAGGAAGUGCCUCCAUUCCAUAAAACUGAAGGAGUCGGUCCUGUGCAUUGUCCAUGUGAAGGGGCGUGUCCUAGUGGCACUGGCUGACGGGACUCUGGCCAUCUUUCACAGAGGCGGGGAUGGCCAGUGGGAUCUGACCAACUACCACCUGCUGGACCUGGGUCGCCCCCACCACUCCGUCCGCUGUAUGACUGUGGUCCAUGACCGGGUGUGGUGCGGGUACAGGAACAAGAUCUAUGUGGUCCGGCCCAAAACCAUGAGGAUAGAGAAGUCCUUCGAUGCCCAUCCCCGGAAGGAGAGUCAGGUGCGCCUGCUGGCCUGGGCAGGGGAAGGGAUCUGGGUGUCCAUCCGGCUGGACUCCACACUCCGCCUCUUCCACGCCCGCACCUACCAGCACCUGCAGGAUGUGGACAUCGAGCCCUAUGUCAGCAAAAUGCUGGGCACGGGGAAGCUGGGGUUCUCCUUUGUGCGGAUCACGUCUCUGAUGGUGUCCUGCAGUCGCCUCUGGAUAGGAACAGGAAAUGGCGUCAUCAUUUCCAUCCCUCUGACAGACACACACAGAGUUGGCACGGCGACACCAAGCCGGCCUGGAGGGGCAAUGCGUGUGUAUGGAGACAAGGGUGAGGACGAGGCAGCGGGGGGCACCUACGUACCCUACUGCUCCAUGGCACAUGCUCAGCUCUGCUUCCAUGGGCACAGGGACGCCGUCAAGUUCUUCACCGCCGUCCCAGGUCAGGUUAUCCCCCCGGUGGGACCUGGAGGGGAAGCUGCCCCUGACGGUCCCAGCUCUGCAGUCUCUGACCCCAUGGUGCAGGAGCAGGUGAAGUCUGUCCUGGUGAUGAGCGGUGGGGAGGGGUACGUCGACUUCAGGACCGGGGACGAGGGGGGCGAGGUGGAGGAGCAGAACGAGUCUGCAGCGAGGCCGGCGUCUGGCCCGUCCAACAGCGAGCGCAGCCACUUGAUCGUCUGGCAGGUCAUGUGAUACAGGUGAAGAGGAGGAGGAGGAGGAGGAGGAGGAUGACCAGCGAGGAAGAGGAGGAAGAAGCACAUCUCCCACAGAGAGGAGGCUUUAAGGCUCUGAUCAAACUCCUGCAUGUUUCUGUUUUUUUAUACACAAAUUAUUAAUGUUCUUGUUAUUAUUUUAUUACUAUUAUUGAUGAAAUUGAUUUCCAUCAUGAUGUUAUGUAAUUUUUUUGGCAGCCUUUGAUGGACUUACUAAUUAGUGUGGGGGUGGGGGCGAGGUCAGUAACUUUUAAACAGGAAGGGAAGAACAUGCUGCUCCUCCCUCCCUCUGCCUCUGAAGCAGAUUGAUGAGGAAAUGCAGCCCUGUCCACAAACCAGGACCAAUCAGACCAGGACUGAGCCGCACUACACGCCCCCCUGCCUAAGCACUGGGGCAGCACUGUCAGUCACUGGGGUUAUCUCAUAUUUAAGACUGUGGUAAAAAGGGAAUCGGAAAAGGGUUUCUAGAACAGGAUGCCCUGCAUGUCCUUUUCAGACCUCUUUAAGUCAGGUCUGGAUUUAUCUUAAAUUUAAGACCGUUAAAAAAAGGAGUCAGAAAGCACGUCCCUUUGUCACAUCAGUGAUCUGCACUGUCAGUGUGUGCAUCCUUGGCGGCUGCAUUUUGCAUUUUAAAAUCCCCUUGUUAUUGAAGUGUCUAAAGAGGGUUUGUUUGUGGCCAUUGCAUUGGCGCAGAGAAUGUAUGUACAGUUUUGGUGCCCUCUAGAGGUUGAAGCAGUCAAGCCUGAAACUGCUCUCAAACCAAAGUUUGGCCACAACAGUUCAGUCCCAGUCAGAGUGGUGACUUUGGGGCAGGUCCAUGGGUUGGUCUCCGAGUGCUACAUGGAUCUCCGAACAGCAACAGGAAUCAAACCAAUCAGGUAGAUGAUGCAGUAGGUUGAGAGUCCUAUGGCAACAGUGGGGGUGUUGGGUAAGAGACACUAUUGGCUUUCAUGAAGUGUGAGGGGUUUUUCCCCUGGUAUGAGAGACAGGUUAGGUACAGGUGAAGCCCUUUUAUAAUCCCUGAUCCUGUACAGUCCUUCUGUCUACACCCUCCUUUCUAUAACAGCCAGAGCAAAUAGACACUGCAUCCUUUAAGUAGACCGCCUUAGCAUUAGAAUACACACACCACUACUACUAAAAUAUGUUAACGGUUCCACCUUGAACAAAGUAAUGUGUAUUUAUCUUGAUGUCUGAGGAAAUGUCUCUAGUGUGCACUCUAGUGUGUCUCUAGUAGAACCUCACAAGUCCUCUUUAACAUGUCGUCUUCUGACGAAUCAUUAAAGCAGACCCCUUCCUCAUUAUGACCAGGGAAGGGACAUAUACCGAUAUGACAGGGAAACAAAAAUGUACCGAAACUCACACCUCCGACGUUGGCUCUGUGUCUUGUCAUGGAUGCACUCUUCAGCUUUUAUGGCCGUUUUUUAAAUGUGUCUUUUGUACUUACGUCUGUUAGACAUUUUAAUCAGUGUUUUACCGGUCUGUGUAACAUGAAGGCAGAUUAGACUGCUGUUAAAUGUGUUGUCAGUAACCUGGGGUUGUGGGGGAUCAUGUUUUUUGUUUUUAAAACCAAUUUGAGCGAAGAGAAAAAAAUCUCAUAUCACAGUGUAGCCAUUCCGGUAUUUAUUUUUUACGAACAAAUCUUUUGUCAUUCAGGAAUUAAAUUUGUACAUGAAUUGUAUAUUAGACAUAUAUUACUUGUUAAAAAAAACAACAAGGACAACAACAAU
Megalops cyprinoides (Indo-Pacific tarpon) is the source of this 5863-nucleotide messenger RNA. Its product is annotated as C-Jun-amino-terminal kinase-interacting protein 4-like. Gene Ontology annotation, biological process: vesicle-mediated transport. Gene Ontology annotation, cellular component: cytoplasm. Gene Ontology annotation, molecular function: JUN kinase binding; MAP kinase scaffold activity; kinesin binding. Lineage: Eukaryota; Metazoa; Chordata; Actinopteri; Elopiformes; Megalopidae. The record is from RefSeq and is a predicted model, not a curated record.